This is a messenger RNA of Cylindrotheca closterium, 576 nucleotides long. The record is from the annotation of a GenBank genome assembly. Lineage: Eukaryota; Bacillariophyta; Bacillariophyceae; Bacillariales; Bacillariaceae.
AUGCCUGUCUCCCUGAAACUCCAAAAGCGCCUUGCGGCCGACGUCUUGAAGUGCGGAAAGCGCAAGAUCUGGCUCGACCCCAAUGAAAUCCAAGAAAUCGCUCUUGCCAAUUCCAGACGCAACAUUGCCCGUCUUCACCGUGAUGGUUUGAUCAUCAAGAAGCCCGCAGUUGUCCACUCCCGCGCUCGCGUCACAUUGAGAAAUGAAGCCAAGCGAAAGGGUCGUCACACUGGUAUUGGUAAGCGUCGUGGUACCGCCAACGCUCGUCUUCCACUCAAGGUCUUGUGGAUGCGCCGCACCCGUGUCCUUCGUCGUUUGUUGCGAAAGAUGAGAGAUGCCAAGAAGAUUGACAAGCACAUUUACCACUCUCUUUACAUGCUCUCCAAGGGUAACCAAUUCAAGAACAAGACUGUUCUUCUAGAGAAGAUCCACGAACUCAAGGGACUCGUUGUUAAGGAGAAGGCUCUUUCCGAACAAGCAGAUGCCCGUAAGGGACGUGCCCAGGCUCGUCUUGAGCGAAGAGCUGCACGAGAGGCCAAGAAGGCUGCCGAUGCUGAAGCCGCUGCCUCAUCUUAA